Molecule: messenger RNA, 1635 nt
Organism: Cyphellophora attinorum
Lineage: Eukaryota; Fungi; Ascomycota; Eurotiomycetes; Chaetothyriales; Cyphellophoraceae
Exons: 1
Coding region: 1-1635 (544 amino acids)
Biological process (GO): fatty acid metabolic process
Molecular function (GO): medium-chain fatty acid-CoA ligase activity
Source: RefSeq, a predicted model, not a curated record
AUGGCUUUCGAGACUUCGAGCAACUUCGCUGAGUAUCUUGAGACAAGCUUCAGCGAUGAUCUUCAACGAAAGAUCAUAGCAUUCCCGGACGGCCACCAAGCGACCUCUGGAUUCCGAUACUAUACAAAGAAGGAGCUUGUCGAUUUCUCCCACAAGGCUGCGGCAUACCUGAUAUCUAACGGCAUACCCAUUCGUACUGCUGGUGAGCCACCUCUUCGUGUGACCUCGCUCGCGUACGGCACACUCGAAUGGGUCGCUUGCUUCUACGCCAUUGUUCGCAUGGGCCAUGCUAUUGUCAACCUAAGUCCGCGUCUGCCAGAAGACUAUGUUCAUGGACUCCUCGUCAAGAGCAAGACCGACAUCUUGGUCACUGACAGACUCGAGCAACUUUCUAUCAAGCUCCACUCCAUUGCCAUGCCAUCCGAAGCGGAGAUCUUAGAGCAGCCUUUGAAGCCGGAAGCAGAACUCUUCUGUCCUCAUACUGUCAUUCAGCCCGAUGACAUCUUCAUCGUCCUUCACUCCAGCGGCAGCACAUCCGUCCCAAAAUUGUUCCCUAUGAAGCAAUUGGAGUGGCUCGGUCGCGUUGCAAAUAUAAGGAAGAUUCUUCAACCGUCAAUGUCCGCCUGGAACGCCUCCGCCACAUAUAACUUUGGUGGACUCAUCAUCCUCUCCCUGGCUCCGUCCCACAAAGGAGUCUCUUAUCUGGAGAACGACCGAACCAACUUCACGCACGAGACUGCACUUGACUUCCUCCGCGAGUCCAAGCCGAACUAUCUCAGCAUCACACCCUGGACGCUGACGAUGCUAGCAUCCACUGCGGAAGGCAUCUCUCUGCUCACAAAGGUCGACAUCGUCAUGCUCUUCGGCGCCGUGUGCACAGACGCUCUCGGCGAUCGCCUUGUGGCAGAGGGUGUGAACUUCUACUCCCUGUAUGCUUUGACCGAGACAUCUGUGCUCGGUACCUCUCCUCAGCCGCGCAAGACUGGCGACAAGAACUGGCAAUGGAUUUCGAUUCACCCUCCCAAGAAGGACCACCUUGAGAUGCGCCAAUUGCCCGGUAGUCCGGACCUGUGGCAAAUGUACUGCCUGCCGGGCUGCCCGGAAGUCAUCGACACCGUCAAGGACAAGGACGGGAGUUUCUGCACAGGCGACCUGUUUGUGCAGCACCCAACUCUGAAAGGGAGAUGGAAGGUCGUGGGCAGGCAGGAUGACCAAUUCAAGAUCUAUCAACGAGAUCGCCAGAGUAUUGUCAAUGCGAUUGCUUACGAGGCGGUCAUCUAUCCGCCUAACGAGGAUAUCGUUGACGAAGUCGUCCUGUUCGGCCAAGGCAAGGGCAAGCUGGGAUUACUGGUCUUCGCCGAAGAUGUUGGCGAAGGCUCGAGCAGGAGACACGAGGUUGAACGCAGGAUCUGGGAGACUAUCGAGAAGGACGUCAACAAUGGACAACUGCCGACGCCUAUCGAGAGGAAGAUGAUCCUCAUCGUUGAUACGGAAAGGACAUCUUUGCCGCAGACAGCGAAGAAGAACUUGAUACGGCCGCAGGUGUACCUGAAAUUUCAGGACUUGAUCGAGAAGGCGUACGCUGGCGCGGAACAGACAAACGGUGUCCACAAAGAGUCAAAUGGCACUCAUUAG